AUGUUUAUUACUCUUCGUACUUCCAAUACUAAGUGUUGUCCCCGCGAGGGGGGUGUUGAUUCUUCGAGAAAAGGACGAACUUUGUCGCCGCAUCAUCAUCAUCAUCAUCAGCAGCGACGACGACGAGAGAGACGUACGAAUGUUACUGCUAAUACGAGUGCUCAUGUAAAUGUUGAUGUUGUUGUUGCUGUCAAGAAUCGUAACAGAAGAAAAACAAGAAGAGGAGAGGAAGCGUUGAAGUUGGAAUGCAGUCGGUGUGUUUUUAACCACCACCACCACUGGAUGGGUGGAGUCUUUGCCGGUGCUUCGUCUUCUUCUUUCACUUCUCUCGCUUCUUCGUCUGGGAGAAACGAGGACGAUGAAUCAGAUGAAAAAAAAGAAGAAGAAGAAGAAGAAGGUAAUAGUAGUAGUAGUAGUAGUAGUAGUAGUAGUAGUGAUAGUGAUAAGAGUAGUAAGGAGGAGAAUAAACAACAGGAGAAGGAUAUCCUGGUACAACUCUCCCUCUCUCUGAUUGAUUUCUAUCGCAACGAACUGUCUCCGUUUAUGCCGAAAAGCUGUCGUUUUAUACCGUCGUGUUCGAAUUACGCGUUCGAGGCGUAUACAAAGUACGGGGCCUCGAAAGGAUUUAUAUUAACCGCGUGGAGGAUAGCGAGGUGUAAUCCGUUUGGGGGGAGAGGGUAUGAUCCACCGAGAUGGCCUCCGAGUUUUACGCGAGGCGGCGACGGCGAGUAA
Messenger RNA from Bathycoccus prasinos, 732 nucleotides. RefSeq names its product putative toxin-antitoxin system, toxin component. The coding region runs from base 1 to 732 and encodes 243 amino acids. Lineage: Eukaryota; Viridiplantae; Chlorophyta; Mamiellophyceae; Mamiellales; Bathycoccaceae. The record is from RefSeq and is a predicted model, not a curated record. The transcript has a single exon.